UGAUAUUACAUACAGAUAGAUUGUAAUGUUUUAAAAUUUUAUGGCUAGCGUUACCACCAAGUGUGUUAUCAAGCCUCUAAAAAAAACAAUUUCAAUAAUUAGUUUUCAGCCAAAAUUCUCUACAUUCAGUCUUCAAUAUUCUAAUUCUAAAAGUAAUACGAGUAUAAAUGUAGGGAUUAGUUGCCGUUAUGGAGGAGGUAGUAGUUCACGUUUACAAGAUUCCAAACAGAAUAAUAAUUCUGAUGCUGCUGAUGAUCAAGCCCUUGAUGUCUCCUCUAUUAGGUCAAAUACUGUGAGACUAAUAGAUGAUCAGCAAAAUAUGGUUGGUAUUGUAUCCAAAAUUUCUGCUAUUCAGAUGGCUGAAGAUGCUGAACUUGACCUGGUUAUAUUGUCUCCAGAUGCUGAUCCCCCUGUUGUAAAGCUGAUGGAUUACAACAAAUAUAGAUAUGAGCAACAAAAGAAGAAGAAAGAGCAGCAGAAGAAAAAUGCAGCACUUCGCAUGGAUCAGAAGGAGCUCAAGAUGGGUUAUAACAUUGACGUGCACGAUUAUUCUGUGCGUUUGAGGGCUGCAAAGAAGUUUCUUAUAGACGGUGACAAGGUUAAAGUUAUAGUGAACCUAAAGGGUCGUGAAAAUGAGUUCAGAAAAAAGGCAAUUGAACUAUUGAAUCGUUUUCGCAAUGACAUUGGGGAGUUGGGCAUUGUGGAAAGCAAUAACUUAAGAGACAAGAACAUGUUCAUGGUAUUGAUUCCAAACAAGCUUGCUGUACAGAAAGAAUCACCAAAGAAAAAGGAAAAAUCAACCAGGAAAGAAGUUCCGGCUAGCAUAUAAGGACACCUAUCAAAUUGGGCGACUAUGUUAUUAAGGCACCUAAACGAGCUCCUAAUUAAUCUUCACUUUGUUCAUAAAGCAACACGUAUUUUGAAAUCUUGUAUAGUUCUUGUAUCAUAUGUUCAUCGGAAAAACUUCUUACUAUUGUUCAUAUCCCUAUACAAAACCGUUAAGUUCGUCA
Messenger RNA from Erigeron canadensis, 1010 nucleotides. Its product is annotated as translation initiation factor IF3-4, chloroplastic-like. Bases 41 to 829 code for a protein of 262 amino acids. Lineage: Eukaryota; Viridiplantae; Streptophyta; Magnoliopsida; Asterales; Asteraceae. The record is from RefSeq and is a predicted model, not a curated record. Gene Ontology annotation, molecular function: translation initiation factor activity; ribosome binding. The transcript is spliced from 9 exons. Gene Ontology annotation, biological process: ribosome disassembly; translational initiation.